CACCGAAUCAGUCGUCAGUACCGGUCGCGUACCCUCCAACUUUCUCUAAUCCCCAGGUUAAGGGUUGCCAAGAUGACGAAAAAGAGAAAGAGGUAUCCCGAUCUCAACCAGAAGCUCGAGCGGCCAUGGUGCUACUACUGCGAGCGCGACUUCGAUGAUUUAAAGAUUCUCAUUUCCCACCAAAAGGCGAAACAUUUCAAAUGCGAGCGUUGUGGGAGGCGAUUAAAUACGGCUGGAGGUCUUUCCGUGCACAUGAACCAGGUUCACAAGGAAAACCUCACGCAUGUCGAGAAUGCAAUCCCGGGUCGCCAAAAUCUCGACAUCGAAAUCUUCGGCAUGGAAGGUGUACCUUCCGAGAUCAUGGAACAGCACACCAAUGUUGUGACUGAAAAGCAUUUCAGUGAAGAAGCAGAGAGGCAGCGUCUCAGCGGCAACCCCGCUCGAGGAGGAAUGGGUGGUGAAGGCGGUGUAGCGAGCAAGAGGGCGAGGGUGCACGAAACACUGGAAGAAAUCGAUGAGCGUGCCAAAAAAUGGAUGACAGAUCGGAAGAAUGGGGUCGCAAGGCCCGUCAAGGCUGAAGCGAAGCCGACCACACCAGCACAAACCGCCCCGACUUUCCCUCCGGCCGCGCAACCCGGAUUCCCGCCAGCAGGUCUUCCCGGCCAACCACCGUUCCCACCUGGUCAAUUCGCACCACCGGGUGCGCUGCCUUCUCGUCCUGGUUUUACGCCCCCUCAGCCCAAUUCAUUCCCUCCCGUCCAUGGCCUUCCACAGCAAAUCGACGAGCUCAUCGCGUCAUCGACAGCUGCUACUGGCGAGCAAUCAGCGCCGGAGAAGGAGAAGAAGGCGAAGAAGGGCAAGGAGAUCAAGUUAGUUUUCUUCGACGAGCACAUCAGUCCCGAGGAGAAGAUGGCAAGACUACCGAGGUUCGCAGUGCAAGUUUGA
Messenger RNA from Periconia digitata, 945 nucleotides. The record is from the annotation of a GenBank genome assembly. NCBI's taxonomy places the organism in Eukaryota, Fungi, Ascomycota, Dothideomycetes, Pleosporales, Periconiaceae.